AUGGCUGUACCCUCGAAGCGCCCAGUCAGCGAGAUGGAGUCUCCGGAGCCUAAUACAGAAACUAAGAAGACAAAGACCGCUACCGAUUCCAACGAGACACAGGACGACGUAGAGACCGAGAAAGUGACCGUGAUCGUUGGCGAUCAAAACUUCCAUGUCGACAAGGAAGUUCUCACCGAGAGAUCCAAAUACUUUCAGGACAUGUUCGAGGGCACCAACUCAGACGAGAUUAUCAAGCUCUCUGACACUGAGUCCAAGUAUUUCGCCGUCUACACCGAGUAUCUAAACAUGAGCCAGAACGGGAAGAUUAUGGGACAGACCUGGGACGAUUUGGCAGCCCUUUUCAGCCUCGGCGAACUGCUAUCCGACAUCAAGUUUCAUAACAAAAUUGUACACACCAUGGUCACCACCAGCGAGAAGGACAGCAUUCGUCCACACGAUCAUGUUAUGCGGUCGCUCUACAACAAAUCUGCUCCGACAUCGCCUAUACGCCGCCUCAUGGUCAAGAUGACGAUGAAACGGUACUACGACCUCGAAGGCUCGGACUAUCAGUACGAGGACGAGUACUCGGUCGCGGUCAUGAAGAAGUUGACGGCGCCCCAGAAAGAGCGGGAUGAGAUGUAUGAUGGAGUCAUUCGGCCGGCAAAAUACUAUGAUACGGAGAAGAAGAGGGCUCGCCGGGUUGCGAAGGAGACGAAGGCGUCGCGCGGUCGGUCCAGGAAAGCCUAG
This is a messenger RNA of Parastagonospora nodorum SN15, 729 nucleotides long. RefSeq lists its product as hypothetical. Gene Ontology annotation, molecular function: protein binding. The record is from RefSeq and is a predicted model, not a curated record. The coding region runs from base 1 to 729 and encodes 242 amino acids. Lineage: Eukaryota; Fungi; Ascomycota; Dothideomycetes; Pleosporales; Phaeosphaeriaceae. The transcript is spliced from 2 exons.